Oncorhynchus keta (chum salmon) is the source of this 389-nucleotide messenger RNA. RefSeq names its product laminin subunit alpha-1-like. Gene Ontology annotation, cellular component: basement membrane. The transcript is spliced from 2 exons. Gene Ontology annotation, molecular function: extracellular matrix structural constituent. The record is from RefSeq and is a predicted model, not a curated record. Gene Ontology annotation, biological process: blood vessel morphogenesis; camera-type eye development; axon guidance. The annotation marks the transcript as partial. NCBI's taxonomy places the organism in Eukaryota, Metazoa, Chordata, Actinopteri, Salmoniformes, Salmonidae.
GUCUCUUCCCUGCCAUCCUCAACCUGGCCAGUAAUGCAGAGAUCACCACCAACGCCACCUGUGGAGAGCCUGAGCCAGAGAUGUACUGUAAACUGGUGGAACACGUACCAGGACGACGCAUCCGCAACUCCCAGUGUCGAACCUGUAAUGCCCAGAGUCAAAACCCCAAAGAGCAACAUCCAAUCACCAAUGCUAUUGACGGCACCAAUGGGUGGUGGCAGAGCCCAAGCAUAAAAAAUGGCCGCCAGUUCCACUUGGUGACCAUCACUCUGGAUUUACGACAGGUAGGAAUUCUGAGGACUGCUAUGUUGCUGCUUUUACACUGCACCUCUUUCUUUAGCUACAUGGUGAGAACACACACACUCUAAAUUGUGCCUUCCGGUAUUAUA